UGAUACUUAUCUCAGGGCAGACAACACCACCACCCCACCUUUCGUCUUCGAAAUCAAAACAGCUUCCUGUCUUGUAGUUCUGUGUCACCUGAUACUGCUCCUCUCUCGGUCUCAUCCACACCACACCUUCAAUUCAAUCUCUGCUCUUUCAAAUUUGAUUUUUACAUUCAAAUCCAUCACUAACCCUUCAUGGCUUCAAUUUCACCUCCAACACCUCCUCACAAACUCUCCUUCAGGACCCACCACAGGUUUCUUCGCAAAAGACCAUCCUACCCUUCUCCUUCUCCUUCUCCUCCAUUUCCUUCUCACUCCUUCUCUUGGGCUUCUUCGGAUUCUUCUUCUUCUGCUGCUGCUGCUGCUUCUACUUCUCUCUGUCGCUGCACCAAUUCGUCUUCUUCUGAUAGUUCUUCCACUCACUGGCGAUGGGAUGCUGCCCUUCAAGGUGUCAUCGAAAGUGCAAUGAAACGGAUUGAUUCCUUCAUCAAUCCGCGUGGGAAAGAGGAUAAGGAGAUGGGGGAUGGAAUGGAUGCGGAGAGGGAUGGUGGGAAGGGUGAAGAAGAGUGGGAUUGGAAUCGAUGGAGAAGGCAUUUCGAGGAAGUCGAUGAGCAGGAGCGUGUCGUCUCCGUUUUGAAGUCGCAGUUGAAUCAGGCUGUAAAUAGAGAGGAUUAUGAGGAUGCAGCUAGGCUAAAGGUGGCAAUUGCUGCUGCAGCUACAAAUGAUGCUGUUGGCAGAGUGAUGUCCCAGCUGAGUAGAGCAGUAGCAGAAGAGCGUUACCAAGAUGCAGCUUUGUUGCGAGAUGAUGCUGGUGCUGGAUUGGUGGGAUGGUGGUCUGGCAUCUCAGAAGAUGUACAUGAUCCUUAUGGUCUAAUUAUCCAUAUUACUGCAGAGCAUGGAAGAUAUGUGGCAAGGAGUUAUAGUCCUCGACAGCUUGCUACAGCUGCAGUUGGUAUUCCAGUGUUUGAGAUCUUUGUUACAAAGAACAGGAUAGGUGAAUACAAGCAGCAGGCUGUGUACUUGAAAAGGAAAGCAUUUUUCCAAGACUCUUCAACAGUGUCCUCGAAAUCACCAGGUGCCACCAGCCACUUGAAUCCACCAGGGCCAAUUGAAGAAAAAAGUGAUCUAUUUGUUGUGAGCACUGAGGACAUUGAGGAUGGCGAUGAUACAGAAGAUGGUUCUGAUCUCAAUGAUGGAUUGCCUGGUUUUCAGAAUAUUUUGCGAGAUAUGAUUCCUGGUGUGAAGGUCAAGGUCUUGAAGGUGACAGCUCCUGCAAAGGUGGAUAGGGAUUUCAUAUCUAAGGUGAUAGAGCAGAUAAUGGAUGAAGAAGAUGACGAGAAGGAUAUUGAGUUAGAAAGCAUAGAGACAGAAGAUGAAAUUAGAGGUGAAAGCGACCAAGAAAGAGAUGAGAUUGAAAUGGAUGCCACUGAUGGCAUCAUUGAUAAUGAAGGGCCAAGUGAAAUUUCAGUUAAAGUUGUUGUUGGAGGUCUCACUCAAAAACUUUCAGGAAGCACGCCUAUGAAACAGUCACUCAGAGUGCCUGCUAAGCUAGAGAAAAAGGGACGGAGAUCAUUUUGCUUUUCUAUUGAGAAAGAUGUGAACCAACAGGGUUCUGUUGCCAAGGAAGCAGGCUCGGUUAAAAAAGCAAAGUUUCGAGGUCAACGCAGUGUGGACAGCAUUAUGUUGGAUCUUGCUAAAUUUAUUGGUAGGGAGAAGAUACCCUUGAAGGUGCUGAAAGAUGUUGGCGACUUAAUAAAUUUUACCCUUAGUCAAGCUCAAAAUCGUCAACCACUGUCUGGAUCAACAACUUUCCAUCGGAUUGAAAUAUCAACAUCUCUAGACCCUCUAAAUGGACUUUAUAUUGGGGCUCAUGGACUAUACACCUCAGAAGUCAUACAUCUACAACGUAAAUUUGGUCAAUGGCAAGAUGAGCGUGGGACCAAGGAGCCUUCUAAUCUAGAGUUUUAUGAAUAUGUUGAAGCUAUAAAAUUAACUGGAGAUCCAUACGUACCUGCUGGACAGGUGGCAUUUCGUGCUAAGGUUGGAAAAAGGUAUCAGCUUCCUCAUAAAGGCAUCAUUCCUGAAGAAUUUGGAGUGAUUGCUCGGUAUAGAGGACAAGGGAGGCUUGCUGAGCCUGGUUUUCAGAAUCCUCGAUGGGUUGAUGGUGAACUUGUUAUUCUUGAUGGAAAGUACAUCAAAGGGGGCCCUGUUGUUGGGUUUGUAUAUUGGGCUCCUGAAUAUCACUUCUUGGUGUUUUUCAACCGUCUGAGGCUUCAAUAAUAGAUGCCCGUGUAUAUAAUGUUCAAGCUUGUCUAUUCUUUCAUUGUAUUUUAUGAGGUGAGUACUUUCUAACUAAAAAUUGGUCAAGCAUUUGUAAAUUUGUAACUGAAUUCAUGAUACCUAUGGUCUAUACUCAAUAGGCUAGGUUGCCUCAAAUUGUUCCAACAAUUUGCCAUGGUCAUGCUAUGGUACCAUUAGCCCUCUGUAUGGGUACAAGUCCUAAGCUGGAAAGUUGAUCUAUUGGCAGUUCCUUCUAAUGUUACUUGUAGAAAUUCUGGUGAAUGUUUUAGGGCAAUGGAUUUGUAUUUUGAGAGGUGCAUUUUGAAACUACUUCAUUUUGUACGUUACAUUUUGAUGGAUUAGAUUAUUGCAAUUGCAAACCAAUAUGAGACAUUUGGUACCCAUUAAUAUUGAGAUUUUCUGAUGUAUAUUAGGCAUUCAUAUAAAUGCAGCAGAAUGAGAUAAGAUUUUGUAAGUUGUAACUAUAUAAUUAUGUCACUCUAUUUAUUUGUAUACCAUAAUCUGCAUGAAUGUUUUUAUGCCCUGUUUGUUGGAACUGUCAUGUUCUGUUUUUGUUGAUGGAUAAUAGUUCUAAAUGUCAUCUAUAUAUAAUUGUUUUACUGCUUUUUCAUGUAGUUUUUUUUUUUUUUUUUGUGUAAAUUUUGAAGGAAGUGAUACAGUAUGUGAUAUCUUGAUUAAUUAUUUUUCCCCUUGUAACUUUCAAUGAUUAGAAAUAUAUCUGCAUAAGUUUGAUUCUCGCAGUAGAGUUUUACGAACAAUGAUUAUCGGGAAUUUUAUUUCUUAGGUGACAAAAGUCUGAUCGAAUUAUAAGAUGCACUUUGGUUUUAACACUUAUUACGUGAAGUAGUCCUUACUGUUCUAUGAUCUCUUUUGUUUUGCAGUCUGCCAAUUUGUUCUUCAACUUGAGCAGCAUAUUAGGUAUUGAAAUCCGGCCACAUGUCCAAUGCUCACUCAACUAACUGUUGCAUAUGUAAACAUAUUGACUUGGUGAAAUUAACCCAGAAGCUUUGAGAUGCAGUAGGUAUUCAGCUUUUCUAUGCAUGACUUCUGAGCAGCCAUUUACAGCAGCUUAUGCGCUUAAAUUUUUUGUUGGAUAAUCUAAUCUUUAUCAAUUUCUAGCUAUUAGCACUUUCCAAGUUAUCAUACAACAGGAGAGUAGGUUCUACGCUAGAAUUGUCUUUCACAAUUUUAUUAGUCCUAAAUAGAUAUAUGGCUGGAAAUGUGCAAUCUUUAUGUAGAGACUAGUGCAGUCAGGACAUGUGGAAAGGCUUAUUUCAGAGAGCAGUAGUCGAAUGAGCUCAUUUACAUUUAAAUGCGUUGUAGUUUUCCCCCCUUCUCAUCAUAAUACAUGAAUGAAAAACUUAAAACGUUGUUUUCA
This is a messenger RNA of Hevea brasiliensis (rubber tree), 3673 nucleotides long. Its product is annotated as protein EXECUTER 1, chloroplastic. Gene Ontology annotation, cellular component: thylakoid membrane. The transcript has 11 exons. NCBI's taxonomy places the organism in Eukaryota, Viridiplantae, Streptophyta, Magnoliopsida, Malpighiales, Euphorbiaceae. Gene Ontology annotation, biological process: response to singlet oxygen; singlet oxygen-mediated programmed cell death. Bases 190 to 2274 code for a protein of 694 amino acids. The record is from RefSeq and is a predicted model, not a curated record. Gene Ontology annotation, molecular function: protein binding.